Molecule: messenger RNA, 1819 nt
Organism: Apis dorsata (giant honeybee)
Lineage: Eukaryota; Metazoa; Arthropoda; Insecta; Hymenoptera; Apidae
Gene: Ipk2
Product: inositol polyphosphate multikinase
Exons: 5
Coding region: 478-1791 (437 amino acids)
Biological process (GO): inositol phosphate biosynthetic process
Cellular component (GO): cytoplasm; nucleus
Molecular function (GO): inositol tetrakisphosphate kinase activity; inositol-1,4,5-trisphosphate 3-kinase activity
Source: RefSeq, a predicted model, not a curated record
CUCUAGUGGAACUUAGAAGAAUCUUCAUACUGUGACGAAAGAGACAGCAAUAGAAAAGUAGAAAAACGUCUAGUGGAAGGACGUAUGAUCGUUUAUAAUUAUGUGAAGUUUAAAUUCGUGAAUGUAAUAUUUGUUCCGCCUAAUACACGGACGGAUUAGAACGAAAUUGCUACGUGAAAGUGUUACAUAUUCGAGUAUAUCUUAUUGUGUUGUGGACUGGUUAUUGUAUAGGUUAUAAUAAUAAUAGGCAUGUAAAAUGUCAUAGAUAUAACAAUUGUAAAAGAAGAGUGGCUAAUAAAUUAUUCUCCUGUUAUUUCCAAUAAAUACGGAAGUAAGACAGCCGAAGAUAAUUAGAUAAGUUUCGAUGACUAACUACUGGUGGCUAAGGUGGAUAUUGCAGCGAAGAUAAGAUCUUUGCGAAUCGUGCAACUCUUUAAUUGCAGAAGUAAUUACUGCAUACCAUUCAGUGCAAUAACGAUGACGACCUUAGACUCACAGACCGAUAAAACUUUAAGCAAUCUUGAUAAGCUUUCUAACACGGAGCUAGCUGAAAUUCCAUCCGAUCAUGGACUUCCUGUUGGAAUAAGCCCGUUGGAAUCUCGGGUAGCCGGACAUCCGUCGUUAGACAUCGAACGGCAGACGAUUGGCAUGUUACGUAGAUCAGACGGCCGUGUAUAUAAACCUGUUGUUAAACCGUUACUUGGGAAAAGAGAAAUCUCGUUUUAUGAAAAUUUACAAAUAUCUCAAGAUCCUGUUAUGUUACAAUUGAAAAAUUAUGUUCCAAGAUAUUACGGCACAACAGAGUUGCAAAUUUUUGGCAGACGAGUAACAUUCCUUACGCUGAAAGAUAUUACCGAUGGUAUGGCGGAACCGUGCGUGAUGGAUAUAAAAAUAGGUAGACGAACGUGGGACCCUUUAGCCACGCCAGAGAAAAAAGCAACGGAAGAAUUAAAAUACGCCGAAUCUAAACGCACUUAUGGAUUCUGUAUAACCGGCUUUCAAGUAUAUUGUGUUUCUUCCGGCCAAUUAAAACAAUUUGGCAAACAUUACGGCAAGACUCUCGAUGCUAAAGGUGUCGUGGAAGCGCUGAAAAUCUUCCUGAAUAUAAGUCCAGAAAGACCGCCCUGUCGUCAAUUGAUCGUGAUGCUGCUCUCUUUCUUGUGGAAGAUCUUACUAUUCUUUCGUAUCCAGCGGUUGUUCCGCUUUUAUUCUAGUUCUUUGUUGGUGGCAUAUGACGCGAAAAGAUUGCGGCAUUAUCUCCGCCUAAAUAACAUGAAUAAAUUACCCAGCCACGUAUCCACGUCAUUUUCCUCCACAAAUAACCAUACAACUACAUCGAGUGUGUUCAAACACAUGAAUGACGCGACAAGUAAUUCAGUUUCGAGUAAUAUCGAGACCAAUAGGAAUCGGACGAUGGAGAGGGUACAUUUUAUUAAAAGGAGCAUCAGCUUGAGCGGCGAGUACGAUUCAUCAGGAAAGGAGAAAGCUCUGAGCAGAAGCGAAUCGUGUAGUCCGGACUUUAGAGUUGAUCGCCUCUGUCGUACACAUUCUUAUGUCAACAACUUUGAUGACGACAUUAUAAGAAUCAAGGAGGACUACGAUGAUUUAUUGAACGAGCUCACUAGUUCCAUGGAGGAGAAACAAAAUUGGGUUAGAAUUAAUAUGAUUGACUUUACGCAUGUCUUCCCAGCAGAGGAUCAAAAUACUCUGGAUUUAAAUUAUUUAGAAGGAAUCGAGAACUUGAUCAAACUUGUGGAGAUGUUCCUGAUCUCUAAGGAUAUCACUGCAUGAACUAUAUGUAUUUAUUGCAACGUAGGAA